Molecule: messenger RNA, 2658 nt
Organism: Rotaria socialis
Lineage: Eukaryota; Metazoa; Rotifera; Eurotatoria; Philodinida; Philodinidae
Source: the annotation of a GenBank genome assembly
AUGGCUGACAAUGACGAUCAAGAAAAUUUAUCAAGUUCCAGUGAUGAAGAUGAUUCAACGACAAGUUCAUCAAGCACAUCAACGGAAGAAGAAGAAGACGACGACGACGACGAUGAUGAUGAUGAAGAACAAGUGGAAGAAGAGUCAAAUGAUAAUUUGACAACGUUAACUCCAAAACAAUCGUAUUUAUUGCUUGAAACAAAACGAAAAACUCUCGGAAAACGUUUAUUAGAAUUACGUGAUGAAUUAAAAGCACAACCACAAGCUGACAUUGAUAUAAAAAAGCGUUUAUUAACUGAAAUUAAAAAUUUACGUGAAAAAUGGAUUGCUGUACAAACUCGUUUGACUAAUCUUAAAGCAAGACUUAGUCAUAGUCCAACACCUGAACGUGAAAUAAUUCAAAAACCACCAAUAAAAAAAACAGAAGAGCCUGCUCAACCUGAAGCGAGAGUCAUUCCACCACCACGUGUAAGAACAACCUAUAGUUCAUCAAGUCGAUCGAGAUCUUCAUCAAGUGAUUCAAUACGAUCAAAUAAAAAACCUUACCAUGAUUUAGAUGCAUUAGAUGAAAUUGGCGAUUCGAAAACUCGUGAUAUACUAUCAUCUCGAACUACAACAUCCUAUCGAGAUCUUAUCGAUGAAUAUUCAGCAUCGCCAAGUCCACCAGCAUCACCAGAUCCAGAUCAAAUUCCUUUAGUGAGUGCGUAUUCAAGUCAGUCGAAAGUAUUCAGUGAAAAUAUUCAAGAACAACAAGAAGAACCGAUUGUUGAUUCGAAAGAAAAAUUCUAUAAUCAAGCUAUUCCAUAUCCAGUUAUUAAUGAUAAACGUGAUCUUGAACUCAUAAAUCGUCAAUUAAAAAAUCAAUUACGUGAAUUAGAAGCAAGUAAAAAUAAUCCAUUAUAUGAUCCACAAUCAAAUCUAAUGAAUUAUGAAAGAUUAAAAAAACAAAAUGAAUAUAUUAAUUUAAGAAUUCGAAUUGAAAAAUUAAAAAGAACUAAAGCAAAAACACAGCGUGAAAAAGAACAAAGUAAAAAACAAUUUCACACACUUCUACAAGAAUUUCGUAAACUUCAACGUUCUAUGCGAGCAGCUAAUCGAGAUUAUUCGCAUAAUCAAUUUUUUACAAUUAACCCAGAAAAUUUUGCUUCAUUUAUACCUCUACCACCAUCGCCACCACCACCACCACCACUGCAACCAGAAGUCAACAAACAAUAUCAACAAGAAGAAUUUCAAUUGCCACCAUAUGAUUUUAAUAAAGUUACGGGAAAGAAAACUGUUUUCGAAUCAUCCGAUUCCGAAGAAGAAGAUGAAGAACGAUCGUCGGAACCGCAAGUUCCAGUGUCAUUAUCUGCCAGUGAACCACGCGCUGUGCCAGAUGGUUUCGAUCAAAAUCAGCCACCUCCAGUACCAAUGCCAUCAAGUUCUUCUUCAUCAGCUACACUUGAUGCAAUUAAAACUCGCUUUGCUAAUUUAUUAAAUGCACCAAGUUCUUCAUCAUCGCAAAUAAAUGAACCGACUACAACUACUCAAGUCGUUCAUAAGAAAGAUGAUGAUGAUGACGACGACGAUGAUGAUGAUGAUAGUCAACCAGUAAUUCAUGCACAAAGAAAUCAAGCUGUAUCAGCAAAAUUUAAUCGAAGACGAAGAAAAGCUAAAAGAAAUAAACAUAAGAAAAAGAAUAAUAAUACACAAGCAACACAACAAACACCAAAUGAGAAUGAAUCAGCAGUUUUCGAUCAGGAAGAAGCAUGGAAACGCUAUGUUGCCAUGCAAUUACAAUUCAGUUUUUUACAACGGUCAAAUCCUAUUUUACGUGCAUUAACAGCUGAAGCACAUAAAAAGUUAGGUAUCACUGAAGAUGAAGUUAAUGACUUUCAAUUCGAUGAUGAAAUGAUGGAUUAUGAAACUGCACUUAUUUUACAGCAACAACAAGAAUUUUUAGCUGCUGCUGCUGCUAAUCCAUUUAAUGUUUUACAUAAUGCUGCUGUUGGUAGUUCAUCAUCAAGGCCUAAUCUAGUUGAUGUACUAUCAAAUUUAAAUGGUGGUAAAACACCAUCAUCAUCUGAACCUCAGACACCUAUGGGAUUAUUACAAAAAUUCUUUCUCGAUGCAAAUAAUAAUCACAAUGCUGAACCUCGUAGAAAUCUCAAUCUUAACGAUUCAGCAAUAACUCCACCUACUCCACCAUCGCCACGUGAUAUUUCUCUCGGCAAGAAAAUUGUCAAAUCAUUAACAAAUCAAGAUAUAAAUGCUCUACUUAAACUAAGUGGAAGUGAACAUGAUGAUGAUGAUGAUUACGACGAUGAUAAUAAUCCAUCGCUUGACGGUGAUACUGAUGAUGAUACGAAUAAUUUUUCUAUUGAUGACGAUUCAAAUGAUAUACCUAAUGGUAAUUAUAAUAAUAAUAAUAAAGAUUAUGAACAAUGGGUACGCCCAACACCAAAUUCAUCACGGUCAACGCAAUCAUCUGGUAUACACAAUAAAAAAUUAACUGUGGAAACAUUGAUAUUACCAAGUUUUAAUCGCUGUACACAUUUGGGUAAAUCAACAAAACGAUCGGCUGGCGUGGAACGUAUGUUUCCAUCGUUUUCAAAACAUAAUACUGGUCCAUCAUCAACACUUAGUGUAAUUCUUUACGGAUUAUCAUCAACGCCUUAA